GCCAACGUAACUUGUAACCAGUCCAACAUAGACGCCUGAUCGUUCCGCACCGGUUCGAAAUUCAAAAAUUGAAAUAUAGUCGUCUAAAUUUUUUUUUAUAGAUUAAAAAAUGUAAAGCUGGCUGUUCACGAUCUAUAGGGUUUUAUUUAUAGAAAUCUGGUUUUGUUUGUGCGUUUUAUUGCAUAGGAUGCGCUGCAUAGGCUGUUGAAGAUGAUUCGAUUGAUAAGUCAGGUAUUACUCGUAGCAGCUGCUGUAUUAACAACUGCAGAAUCAGAAGGCGACAAUGAAUCCAUUUUAUCCUCAGUACUUCUACCGUCAAACCAAAUCCGAUCAGUGAGAAGUUACUACGAACGUUACGGCUACGGCCGACCCUACGACAGAGACGACAGACCAUCACGAUGCGGCCGAUGUGACGACGAUGAUGAUGAUGAUACUGAUGAUAGACGAUCAAACAAACCAACACAUGGCAGUAGAUACGAUAGAAACAGAAACGAUGAUGAUGAUGACAAACGCUACAGUGAUAGACGUAGCAGCAAAAAUGAGACAGACGAUCAAAGCGACGAUAAACAUAGGGACCACGAUGAGAAAGACAGGGACAGAGGACGGGACAGACCGAGGAACAAACACAGGAAUAGAUAUGACGACAGGGAUAGAUAUAGCCCAGAUUAUUAUGACAGGUUUUUAAGGGAUAGAGAUAGAUAUGACGAACCCUAUCCUCGCCGACCGUUGUAUGAAAGAAACCCUUACCCAGAUCGUUAUGAUGACUAUGGACGGUAUGGUUAUUCUGGAUAUCGACGACCGUAUUAUGAUGAUAGAUAUGAUAGAGGCGCUUAUGAUGAUGGUUAUGGAGGAUAUGGCCCAGGAACUGGUGGUGGACCGCAUGAUAGUUUCAGACCAUGGGAUGAAACAUAUCGUGGCCAAGCAGGCUGGGAUGCUGGUGGUCGAGGGUACUACUUCGCGUCAGGUAGACCUGACUCCACGGCGUGGACGCAGAGGGAUUAUGCAAGACCGCAAUCAUCUAGUUGGCAGAACGUUGGCUACCAAAGCAACCCCACUUACUCCGGCGGUUACUCCAACGGUUACUCCAGCGGUUACUCCGGUUACGCCACGGGUUCCCGGGACCCGUACCGCGCGGUCGGUUAUCAGGAUGGUUACGGUCAGAGUGGUUGGCGCAAUGUUGGUGAGCGCCGACCUUAUAGGGAUGAAAGUUCCUACACUGGUAACUUCGGCAAAGACCCCUAUGGAUCGAGUUUUGGUUACCAAGAUGUGGUCUAUGGUCAGUCUAUCAGGAAUGUAGGAGAACGCCGUCCUUAUAGGGAUGAGAGCGGGGUAACAAAACUAGACAGCCAAGACAGAUACAACAGGGCGACUUAUCAGCCAAGUUCGUACCAACCAUCUAGCUUCAGUCAAAGCACUACUCCAGAAACCAGCUACCUUCAUCAGAGAGACGACCAACUGGUCAAAGUAGAAGAUUCUACGCAAGCUCAAUAGUUAUUUUAAAUGUAAUAUAAUGUCUUAGUAUCUUCUUGUGUUUGUACUCGAGUAUUGUUUGGAAAUUACAGGUAAGGGAUUUUAAAAGAGAUUUAUUGAUUACCAGCUUACCGCCCGCGGCUUCGCCCGCUUUGUCUAAAACCUAAUAAAUUAUAUACUAAAACCUUCCUCUUGAAUCACUCUAUCAAUUGAAAAAAACUGCAUCAUAAUCCGUUGCGUAGUUUUAAAGAUUUAAGCAUGCAAAGGGACAUAGGGACAGAGAAAGCGAUUUUGUUUUAUACUAUGUACCUAGUGAUUGAGUGUUUUAAAUGUGGUAUGAAAAAAAUCAAAAUACUUAUUAGAUUGCUACAUAAUACGGUAUCACUGAUAUUUGUCAAAAUACAAGUGUUCGUUAAUUGACUUACUUGACUUAUGUUCCUGUGUCCCCUACAUCCACAGUGCUCCGCUAGGUGUGUCUAUCGAGAGAUUCCCUUUUGAUCUCGCUCCAAGUUUUCCCGAUUUUCUUGGCUUCUCUUGGCUUUUCUUGACUUGGUUCGUAAAUUCGUAGUACCUAAUUACAUACAAUUAAUUAAUUAAAUUUAAUAUAGAUUUAAGAACACACAUUUGGUAAUUCCCCAAUCUUUUACUUACGUCAGUUUGAUGAAAUCAAUGUGAAUUACCUACUGAAUUUAUGGAAGUAAACAGUUUUCAAAAUAAUUUAGUUUUUUUUAUUUAGGUAACAUAAAAUUUUGCAAGAUUUUUUAAAGUGAUUAAAAAAAUAAUAAUUAAGACCUUAUUUUAAUUAUUAUUGGGGAGCAAUUUAUCAUGACGAGGUUUCCCAAUUCUAUAAUAAAAUACACAUUUUUAUAUUUCUACUUCAUAUUUUAAGUUUUAGUUGUAUUUUAUCAUAAAUGUGUCAUUUAUAAUAUAUUAAUAAUUAUUAAGC
Colias croceus (clouded yellow) is the source of this 2416-nucleotide messenger RNA. RefSeq names its product prisilkin-39. The transcript is spliced from 6 exons. Lineage: Eukaryota; Metazoa; Arthropoda; Insecta; Lepidoptera; Pieridae. The record is from RefSeq and is a predicted model, not a curated record. The coding region runs from base 211 to 1491 and encodes 426 amino acids.